Bufo gargarizans (Asiatic toad) is the source of this 1071-nucleotide messenger RNA. It is a transcript of the gene PDXK, whose product is annotated as pyridoxal kinase. The record is from RefSeq and is a predicted model, not a curated record. Bases 249 to 674 code for a protein of 141 amino acids. The transcript has 5 exons. Gene Ontology annotation, molecular function: pyridoxal kinase activity. Gene Ontology annotation, cellular component: cytosol. Gene Ontology annotation, biological process: pyridoxal 5'-phosphate salvage. Lineage: Eukaryota; Metazoa; Chordata; Amphibia; Anura; Bufonidae.
UUUAAGCUGUAAAGGGAAAGUAUGGAGCCUGGGUGCAAGAAGUCCUAACUCUUCUCUAGGUUAUGCUGCGCCUCCAGUCCUGCGUCUGGUCCUAUAAACAUAGGAUCUUCUUGCUGAAGAUAGGGGGCAGAUCUAGCUAUGUCUGUCAUGGAGGAGCGGUGAGUGUGUCCUGCUGAUAAGGUUGUCCUCUGCUCCUCAGGUUGCUGACAGGACGUAAGAUCCACACGCAGCAGGAUGCUGUACAGGUCAUGGACAUGCUACAUUCUCUGGGACCAAGCACCGUGGUCAUCACCAGCUCAGAUCUUCCGUCACCACGGGGCUCAGAUUACCUCAUCACACUGGGGAGCCAGAGAAGAGUGGGGGAGGACGGGCAGAUAAAGACCCUCAGGAUCUGCCUGGAGCUACCCCGGGUUGACGCUGUCUUUGUGGGCACUGGAGAUCUCUUUGCCGCCAUGUUGUUGGCCUGGACUCACCAUCACCCCAGCAACUUUAAGUUGGCAUGUGAGAAGACGGCGUCUGCGAUGCACAUUGUACUGCAGAGGACCAUCACCAGUGCACGCAGUCUGGCUGGACCUGGGGUGAGGCCGUCGUAUGCUCAGCUGGAACUCCGGAUGGUGCAGAGCAGAAAGGACAUUGAGAACCCGGAGUUAAUCAUUCAGGCCACUGUGUUAUAAAGUCUGGUUACUAAGAAACCUCGGGACCAAUGUAGAGACUCCACUCCUAACCCACAGUGAGAACCUGGGCCCCAGCACAGAGCAUAUCCCCUGAACCGGAGGAGCUCUACCCACAGCAGGAAGGGGAAACCUCCAGGCUCUCUGUGGCCCUCUCCAGCUCCAUGGGGCCAUCUGUCCUGUGUGCCAAACAGUCACCAGCAACCUGCAAGAAGCCAGAAUCCAUCCUGACAAUCCCUGCCCUUCCGCAGGGGUCUCCUGAUUCUCUUUCCCCUCCUGGUGGGGCGGUUGCGGAUGAUCAGGGUCAUAUUUGUGCGUUGCUGUGCAGGAUGUUUUCAGAACGCAUUGAUUUGUCGUUUCAGUUGCACAUAGAUAAUAAAAUAAUCGUCUUCUAGAUGAU